AUGGAUUCCAUGGAUGCUAACGUAGUCUUAUCAAGUCUUAUGGAACAGCCUUUGCCUGAAUUCCAGGAUAUGAUUUCUUCCUCCUCCUCUACCUCCUCCUCUUCUUCCUCUGUUUUUGUGGCUCAGGAGGAUGUUCUACCUUGUUGUUACUGUGAGAAGGCCAAAUGUUCUACCAGCCACAGCCUCUCCUCUGGAUCAUCAAGCAAAAGCUCCAGCCUGUCUUGUCUUCCUGUCUUUUCAGAAGGAACAACUUGGCAAUUCCCGAGCAAAAAUUUACCCGUUUCACCUCAAAACCAACCAUCUGCAUUCAGGAACCAAGGCACAUCCCUGUCUCCCUUUCAGUGGAAAGAGCCAAAGAAAUCAGAACUUUUUCAGAAUUUGGCAGCUCUUUCAUCCUUCCACCCUCAAAACUCUUUCAUUAACUCUAUUCUCAAUCCCCUAAAUCUCUGCAAACAAGAAGAGAAGACAAAAGAUAAGAGAAAAAGAAGGCGUCGUUUGGUCAAAGAUCAUGGGCUAAAUUGUGUUUCAAGUGAAAGACCACAGUUCCCAGAGUGGGCUCCAAUCCAGCUCUCUUCGUUGGUCAGAGGGGAGCUAGAAGGACAUGUGUCUUGGAAGGCUUAUACUUUACAGGAACAAAGAGUGCCUCUGACUGUGAAGGAAUCGUGGGCAACGACUGAUUGUUUAGUCCCAGAAUCAGAGAACUCUCAAGUCCAAUUGUCUAUACCGAUUGGUCAAAGCACUAAACAAAAUGCCAACAAUAAAUCGUCAGACUUUCCACCAUUUCAAUUCCAUGUGAACACUGAGGUGGACCCUGAAUUAAAUAGGGCAGAAACAAAAAAUAUACAGUCACAUAUCUCAAGUAAGCAGUUACAAUCUGGAGAUGACCCCCAAAUCCUUGGAUGCAAGCCCUUAAUUAUGUCAGUGGACAUUCCACCUCUAAGAAGUUUAGGAGAAGAGACCACCUUACUAAAGAAAGACCCAAAACAUGUGCUAGAGAUUAGUAUCAGGCAGAGGGUGGCUGGUUUUCCCGAAAAAAGGAUCCAACAGCAUAAGGCACAAGUGACUAAUGUGGAGCUGACUCCAAGACUACCUCAUCAAGACAGCAUAAAGGUAACUCCAUUGGAAUUGCUUCAGGUCAUGGACUCAAUGGGAAUGAUUCCCGAAACACAUUCAGAAGUGAUAGAAUCUGCGAGUUUGUUCCCAAAGCCAUCAAAUCAAGUGGAAAGUAUGGAAACAAUGAGUGUAACACCCAAACCACUAGAGCAAGUAACUGAAUCAGUGAAGUUAACCCCAUGUCUUCGACAUCAAGUUUCAGAAUCAAAGAUGACAGCCUCAAGACUGAAUCAAGCCACAGAUAAUGUGAGGGUAACUCCUGUAGCAUUGCUUCAAGUCAUGGAUUCUAUGGGGAUGAUGAGCAAAUCACAUCAACAUAUCGUAGAGCCAGUAGGAAUGACCCCAAGGUCACAACAUCAAGUCAUGGAGUCAGCGAAGAUGGACACAAUAUUGGAUUGUCAAGCUAUAAAACCAGGAAAGAUGAGCGCAAAGCCACAACAUACAGUUAUGAAAACUGUGGGUAUGAUCCCAGGGCCACAGCAUAAAUGCAUGCAUUCAGAGAGUAUGACCCCCGGGCCACAGAAUCAAGCCAUGGAACAAGCAAAGAUUACUUCAAGAAUACAUCAAAACACAGAAUCACUGGAAAUGAUGUCAACACCACAAGUCACGGAUCACACGAAAAUAACUCCAGUGGCACUAUUACAAGCCAUGGAUUUCAUGGGAAUAAUUCCACCAGAACAGCCACGUGUUAUAGAAUCUGAGGCUUUGACUUCAGGUUCACAAUUUCAAACUGAAAAUCUGACCCCUAAGCCACCAUCUCUACCAGAGAAUUUGACUACUUCUAGUUCUACCUCACUUGGAAUUAUAAAAUCUGUGAGUUUGCCUCCAAAGGCAUCACCUAAAAUCAAGGAGUCAGCAGGACUGUUUCUAACACGACAUCAGUCUAUACAUUCUCUAAAGGUAACCCCAGUAGUACUCAAGUUGCCCACAGGACCACAGUCACUAGUUGUAGAAUCUGAUGGUUUGACUCCACAGCCAAUAUCUCCUAUCAAGAAAUCUCCAGAACUGACUUCUGGGUUAUAUGCUCAAAUGCAGGACUCAGUAAGGAUGACUACACAAUUUCAAGGUUCAGAACCUGUAUCAUUAACCUCAGGACUGUCUCAUCAGGUCAUGGGUCCUUCAAAUCUGACCCCAUGGCAUCAAACAGUAGAAUAUUCAGUGAUGAGUCCAAGACAGAGCCAUAAAGUGACAGAAACUAUGGAGCUGGCCUCUGACACUUGUCUACAAAUGGAGAAAUCUGAAUUAGUACAGUCACCUCCUCAAAUAAUGCAAUAUUUAGGGAUAUUUCCAGGGUCACCAGGCCAAAGUACAGAAUCUAUUGAAAUAAGCCAAAAACUACCACAUCAAGUCAAAAAAUCUUCAGUAAUGGUGAAGCUUAACCAAGAGCCGUGUCUACAAGAAGUAAUGGAUUCCAUAAAGGUAUCCCAAGAGUUGCAAAAUGUAAAGCCCGAGAGCAUGAUCCUAGGGGCAGGAUUACAAAGUAUGAAAUCUGUAGAUAUGACCAGAGAUGAUGUCCCUCCAAUGGUAGACUAUGGACAGACAAUCCCAGCUAUGAAACCUAUAGACUCAGCCCCAGAAUGUCAAUGGCAGAGUGUAAAAUCUGCUGACUUAGUGCCAGCAUUACUGUCACAGAGUAGGAAAUCUACAGGUUUGAUCCCCAAUUCACAGUUCCAAGGUACAGAAUAUGUUCCUUUGGCACAACCCCUAGAGUUUCAAGAAACUAAAACUGGAUAUCAAGAAGCAAAAACAAAGUUGACCUCUGACAUUUGUCAUCAAGUGGAAAAACCUGUUGGGUUUACGUCAUCAUCUUUAGGAAAUGCCCCAGGACCAUUGAGCCAAACUUCAGCAUCUAUAGAGAUGAGCUCAAUGCCAUUUCAUGACACUCUUAAAUCUAGGAGCCAUGUUGUAGGAGAGGUGAAAGGGACCCUAGAAUUACAACACCAAAUGGAAUCUCUAUCUUUGCUAUGUGGAUCAGAAAAGAAAACUGUAAAAUCAGAAGUAUUGACCCCAAAUCCAAAGCCCAAUGGUGGGAAAGCCAUUCAUCUGAAUGUAGAGCCACAUUCAGAAGCCACUAAGUUGUCAAAGAUGCCACUAAAUUCCGAAUAUGAAGACACAGAAACAGUGAGGUUGACAUUGCCUCAAGAUGAUAAGAUCCAAAAGUCUAUCCCAGAACCAUAUUCAAAAAUAAAAUCUCUGGAUUUGACUCUAGGACCUGGGAUACAAGAAGAGAAGACAGAUUCAUCUCCAUUAGUGAUAGGUUCUACAAAAUUAUCUGCUGAACCAAAACUACACGUUAAAGGCUUGAUUCUCAGGCCACAGCUCCAGGGAGCAAAGUGUAGACAAAUGGAUCCAGAGUCACAGUUGCAAGACGGGCAAAGUGUGAAUUUAAUCCGUCCAUCAGCUACAGCAGUGGUAGAAUCUGAGAAGCCAAAACCUGACCUAAUGCUACAAGAUAUGGCACUAGAGGAAUUGUCUGAGGGGACACAGCUCCAAAAUGUGAAAUCUGUGGAUUUAAAUCUAGGUUCAGGACAGCCAAAUGUCAAAUCUUUCGGAUCAGUUGCGGGGCCACAGUUGCAAAGUGUAAGAUUUUCAAAGUUAUCUCAAGAGCCGCUUCUUCAAAGAAAAAAACUUGCACAUUUAAUCUCAGGACCACCACAUUUUGGAAUAAAAUCUGUUGAAAUGAUGCCAGGUUCCCCAGAGCAAGAAAUCAAAUUGCCAGAUUUUAUCCCAAGGCAAAAGCAUCAAACUGUCAAAUCCGUUCAGUUUAAUCCAGAACCCCAAUCUCAAAGAGUGAAAACUGCAGAACUAAACACUAGACCACACUUGCAAAAUGUCAGAUUUUCUGAUUUGAUCCCAGAUCCAAAGUAUCAAAGUUCCCAACAGAUACAGCUGGGAGAAGGAAUCCCACUUCAGGAUAUAAAGUCUGUAGAGUGUAUAUCAGAAUCAUUUUUGCAGUUAAGCCAAGGACCACAGAUUGAAGAUAUGAAGUCUGUUCUGUCUACUGAAGGAUUCCAAUUUCACAGUCUGGAGUCUAUGUUGUGCUCAGAACUACAAUCUGAAGAUUUGAAAUCUGAGGAAGUCAAUUUAAGGCUAUGGCAACAAGAUGUCAAUUUUCCUGGCUUGACUUUAGGGCCAAAGCUUCAAGGUGUCAAAUUUGGAGAUCAAAUCCCAGGAUCGAUGUUUUAUGAUAGGAAUUUUGCAGAGGAGACUGCAGAGUUAGGACUUCAUGACCCCAAAUUAUUAGCAAGAAUGUCUCCAGGGCUUCAAGAUACGAAACAGGUGGGGCUUACCACAGGACCAUGUCUACGAGAUGUCAAAUUUUUUGACUUAACACCAGGAAUUCAACCUCAAUGUGUGAAAUCUUCAGAGUUAAACUCAAGGCCACAGUUAAAAUGCAAAAAACAGUUGGAGUUGUCCUCACAGUCAGAGAGGCAAGAGGUUAAGCCAGGGUUGUUAGUACCAGAGCCACUGUUUCAAGAUGUAAAACAUGCAACAGUGAACCAUAUGCCAAGCUCUGAAGGUGAAAUUUCCUGUGAAUUAGUCUCAGAGACACAGAUUCUAAAUGGAGAAUCUAUAGCAUUAACUCCUGGGAGACAGUCACUAAGUGUAAACCAUUCUGCACUGACUACAAGACUGCAGUCACAAGGUAAAAAGUCUUCUGAAUUGGUCCAAGGACCACAGUUGGAAGACAUAAAAUCUAGGGAGCAGACACCAAUCUCAGAAUUGCAAAAUUUAAAAUAUAAAUCGAUCUCGGAGCUACAGCAAGAGGAAGAUCUGAAACAUACAGAGUUCAACUCAUUGUUACAUUUGGGAGUUCUGAAAUCCAUACCAGAGCUGAGAGAAGUCAAAUCUAUGGCGUUAACUCCAGGGCUACAAGUAGAAGCUAUGAACCCUAAAGAACUGACCCUGAGCUCAGAGUUCAAAGGUUUAAAGUCUGAGUUUCUGCCUUCAGGAUCAAAGCUGGAAGAUAUAAAAUCUAACAUCUUAAUUCCGAAGCCAUGUUUACAGGGCAUGAAAUCUACAGAUACAAACCCAAUUUCUCAACUGCUGGAGAGUGUAAAAUCUGUGGAGAGAAAAGAUUUCAAAUCUGUGGAAUUUACUCAUGAUCGCAAGCUUGAAGAUGUGAAUUCUGUGAAGUUGAUUCCAGGUUCAAGACUUGAAGAUUUGAAAACUGGGGAGUUGGUCUCAGAUCCACAGGUUCAAAGUGAGAAAGCUAUGAAGUUGCAACUUGGGCCAAACAGGCAAGAUCAGAAUUCUAUAGCCUUUGCACCAGAGUCAUUAAUUCAGCUUCCAAGUAUGACAUCUGACAAACUGAUUUCAGAACCACAAACCCAGGAUAUAAAACUUGAAGAGAUUAGCCAAUGUUUUAAGCAGCAAACUUUAAAAUCUGCAGAGAAGAUUCAAAACCAGCAGCUACAAAGCUUCAUAGUUGUGAAGUUUAACCCAAGGAUAAAGAAGCAGGUACUAAGGUCUGUGAAUAUAAUCAGGAGAAAUGGGUUUCAUGGAAUAAAGCCUGUAGAUUUAACACCAGAGCAACAGUUCCAGGGAAUGACACCUGUGGAUUUAGCUCUUGGGCCUGGAAAGGAUGGUCCAAUAUCUGCAAACCCACCAGAGUGGUUUGUGAAUGUAGACCAAUUGAAGAGAGGGUCUGAAUCUUUGAAGGUAAUUACAGAGCCUAAAUCCAAGGCUAUAAAAUCUGUAGACCUCAACUCCAAGGUACAGUGGUGUAAAGAUAUGCAAUCAUUUAAAAUGGCUCCGAAACCAGUUACUCAAGGUAUUACAGCUGAAGAGUUCAAAUGUGAACCACAGUGGCAAAAUACAAACCCAUUCAAGGUGAGCCCCGGGCCACAGCUACACCAGGUGAAACCCUGGGAAUGGACUUUGAAGCCACCAUUUCAAGGCAUAAAAACUGUGGGAAUAAGCAAAGAUCCACAACUUGGAAGUAUGACAUCUAUUCAGUGGAUUCCAGGUCCUGAAUUCCAAGGUGUAAAAUCUGCAGGGUUAAAUCUUGGGUCACAAUCUCAGGGUGUCAAACCUUCAGAAUUGAAGCCAUCCAUACACUUGGGAGAUGCAAAGUCCUGUCUGUUGACUCUAGGCUCAAAACCCCAAGGAGAAAAAUCUGUGUUUAGUCUUGGGCUACAGUUGCAGUGUGAGAAAGCCCCCAAAUUGCCUGUAGGAUUAGAGCUACAAAGAAGGAAAGUUUCUGCUUCAGCCUCAGAGCCACAGCUUGGAGGUAUGGAAACUGUGGAGUUAAACAAAAAGCCAUGGCUUGGAAGUAUGGGAUCUAUUCAGCAGAUGCCAAAACCCGAAUUCCAAGUUACAAAAUCUAUGCUAAAUCUUGGAUCACAAUUUCAAGAGUUGAAACCUUCAGUAAAGUUGAGAGAUAAAAAGACAGCAGAGUUGAUUCCAAUGCCAAAGCUUCAGGGCAUACAACCUUCAGCACUACUCCAGGAACAUCAGCCGCAAGGGUUCAUACCUAUUGAUUCGAAAUCUGGGGUACAGUGGCGGAGCAUAAAAUCAGGUGACUCAAUUUCUAGGUCAAAACUUAGUGAUUUAAAGCCAGUGACAUUCAAACCUGGUCUUCAUUUACAACAUAUGAAAUCUGAGUUGACCCCAGAAAUACAGCUACAAAAAGUAAAGCCCUCCGAGUCAUCCAUAGGAACCCAGUUUCAAGAUGGAGAGUCUCCAGCGUUUAUACAAGAUACUCAGCUUCCAGAAAUGAAGUCCAAGAUGUUAAGCCAAGGACUACAAUUACAAAGUGAUAAAAUUGUAGCGCUAAACUCCCUACUUCAUUUGAAAAGUAUAAAAUUGUCUGAGUUGGCUAGCCAGGAAAAGCUUCAAGGCAUGAAAUCUGAGGAACUCAACUCUGAGUCCCCAUGGCAAAGUAUGAAAUGUUCUCAGUUGCCACCUAAGACAAAUUCCCAACAUAUAAAAUUUACCUUAAGCCCUAGGUCACAGAUGAAGGAAGAGACAUUUUCUGAUUUGACAAUGGGGACCAAGAUUCAAGACAGCAAAUCUACAGGCUUCGAACCUGGGUCACAGUUGCAAGGAAUAAAAUCUUCCAAGUCAAUACUGAAGACACAACUUCAAGAUGUGAACUUGGUAGAAUUAGAAUCAGGCCCACAGUUACAAGAUGUGAAAUCUUCUACAAUGAUCCCAGGUAUAAAAGUUCAAGAUGUAAAAGGUAUUAAUUUCAGUUUUGAGUCAUCGGGUAUGAAAUCUGAAGCAAUUCCAUGGGAAAAGUUUCAAGAUGUGCAAUCUGUAGACGUCAAGUCAGAUCCAAAGCUACAAGGUGAGAAGCCUGAUUUAACCCUGGGAGAAGAGUUCUCAGGUGUGAAAACUGUAGGACUGAAUUUAGACCUACAAUUACAAGACAGAAGCCCUACUGAGCUGCUCAUGAGUAUAAAAUUUCAAGGUGCAAAACCAAUGGAGUUUAGUUCUGGACAAUGCUUUAAAAGUGUGAAAUCUUCUGAGAUGAUCACAGGAACAAAAUUUCAAGGUGUGAAUUCAGUGGACUUCAAUUCUGCCACACAGAUACAAGGUGAAAAAUCUUCUGAGUUGAUUCAAGGAAUAAAGUUUCAAAAUGGGAAAUCUGUAGAGGCCAAAGAUUGUCUAAAGUUACAAAAUGUGACCUCUGACUUAAUACCAGAUCAGGAAGCAAUGAAGUACAACUCAGGCAAUCAGUUGCAAGGUACAAAAGAUUCUAAGUUGAUCCUGGGGACAAAGUUUCAAGAUGUAAAACCUGUGCAGGUCAGUUCUGAGCCACACCUGGAAUGUGUAAAAUCUUCUCACAUGAUUCCAGGAACAAAGCUUCAAAAAGAUCAAUCUGUGGGGUUCAUGCCUCAGACACUGUGGCAAGAUGUGGAGUCUUUUCAAUUGACUUUAAGUAAGGUACAAUCCAGGAGACCAUUUCAGGUCAACUCAGCCCCUCAGCUACAAAAUAGGAACUUAUUUAUGGUGACACCAGAGAUACAACUUCAAGACAUGAAAUCCAUGGAAUUCAACCCUGAGGAAAAGUUGCAAGGUGUAAAAUCUAAGUCCAUAAGCCUUCAAAUGGUGAACAAUACAGGAGUCAACCAUGACUCCAAAUUGCAGGUUGCAAAACUCUCUCAUAGUAUGAGACCUUCUCAAUUCAAUGCUGGGAAUCAGCGUCAAGAUGAGAAAUCUCAUAAAUCAAGUCAAUGGCCACAGUUUCAAGGAGUAAACUUCAUGGUGUUUAAUCCGGAGUCACAUUUGCAGCAUAUAAAGUCUUCAGAAUUAUGCACAGGAACCAAGUUUCAAGAUGUGAAAUCUAUGAAAUUCAAUUCAGAACAGUUGCAAGAAGUGAAAAUUUCCCUGGGAACGGAGUUUCCAGGUACAAAAUCAUUAGAGCCCCAGCUGCAAGGGAUAAAACCUUUUGAGCUGUGCAUAGAGACCACGCUUCCAGAUGCACAACCUCUGGAAUUAAAGCAUGAGCCUGAAUUGCAAAGUGGAAAAUUCUCUGAACUUAAUCCAGGGCCAUGGGUUCAGCAUAAAAACUUGACAGCACAAUUACAAGGCAUAAACUCUUCUGAGCUGAAACCUGGGCCAGAGCUUGAAGAUAUGAAAUCUAAGAUGUUCUACUUUGGACCACAUUUGCAAAGUGCGAAUUCAUCUACAUGCAUUUCAGGGCCCAAACCACCAUAUAUUGAUUUGAAUGGAUAUAAUCCACAUUUUCAAGGUGUAAACUCUCCUGCAUGCCUUACAGGGACAAAACCUCAAUGUGUAAAUGCUAUUGGGUGCAACCCUGGGUUACCUUUGCAAAGUGCAAGUUCUUCUGCGUGCACUUCAGGGCCCAAAUCUCAGUGUGUCAAUUCUAUGGGGUGUGACCCUAAGCCACAUUUUCAAUAUGCAGAUUCUUCUACAUGCUUUCCAGGGCCAAAGUCUCCGUGUGUUGGGCCUACUGGCUGUAACACUGGUCCAUUAAAAUUUCCUAUAUCCAUUCCAGGGCAACAAUUUCAGUGUAUAAACUCUAUUGAAUGCAACCCUGAGCCACAUUUGCAAGGUGUGAAUUCUGCAUACAUUCCAGAGCCAAAACCUCAGUGUGUAAACUCUACUGGUUGCAACCCUGGGUCACAUUUGCAAGGUGCAUAUUCUUCUGUAUGCAUUCCAGGGUCACAGCUUCAGUGUGUAACCUCUAUUCAGUGCAACCCUGGACUACAUUUGCAAGAUGUUAAACUAUCUGAAUCACCUGAAAUCUCAAAAUUUCAAUGUAUAAAACCUGAGUUCAAUCUAGAGACCGAAAUCGAAAGUGAGACAUGUGUGAGAGUCAAUUUUGGAUCACAUUUGCAAAAUGUGAAUUCUGAAUUGACUCCAGGAUCAAAGUUUCUAGGUGUAGCACCCACGGAAUGCAACCCAGGGUCACAAGCGCAGUGUAUGAAUUCUUCUAAAUUGAAUCCAAGGACUAAAUCACAUUUUAUAAAUUCCACAGAAUGCAAACUUGGGACAUACCUGCAAGGUACAAAAGCUUCUGAAGGUACUUCAGGGAAAAAACUUCAAGGUAUGAGAUUUUCUGAGUUUCACAUAAGGCCAGAAGUUCAAGAUACAGAAUCCAAUGUGUUCCACUCUGUGCAACAUUUACAAGACAUACAGUAUGAAUUGACUCCAAGGACAGAGUGUCAAGGUAUAAUAUCAACCAAGGUCAAUUUUGGUCCACAGUUUCAAGGUAUGAAUUCUUCUGAGUUGAAUUCAGAGUUAAAAUACCAGCGCAUAAAUUCUGAAAAGUGCAGUCCUGGGCCACAAGUGCAAAACAUGAAGCCUUCUCACUUGAACUAUGGUUCAGAAUCUCAAAGUACAAAAUAUGUUCUGUUCAAUUCUGGCCCAUACAUGCAAGCUGCAAAAUUUGAGUUAACACCUGGGACAAAGUAUCAAGGAGCCCAGUUUUUGGAGAACCAACUUGGGUCACAGAAGCAAGCUGAAAAAUGUAUGUUCACUCUGGGGCCUCAGUCAAGUGAUCAGAAAUCUGUGGUAUUUUUACCAGAGCCACUGCUUAAAGAUGAAACGUCUGUGGAUAUGAGCAAACAGCCACUAACUGCUAUGAAUUUGACGUCUGGCUCUGAGCAACAGGACUUGAAAUAUAAAAUGUUUCCACUAAAGCCAUGUUGUCAGAAAGUGACACCUAUAGCAUUAAAAACACAGACACAUCCACAAGUUAUUAAUUCUGAGAAGGUGUCCUCUCACCUCACACAACAAAAUGUGGUUUUUGUACCAGAGUCAUGUUUGCAGGAUGUGAAAACUUCGGAGUUGAAACCUGGGCCACCUCAAAGUAUGAGUUCUUUAAGGUUGACACCAUACUUCAGAUCACAUUGUGUCAAAUCUAUGGUCUUUGCACCAAAGUCAUGUUUUCAGGAUGUAAAACCUGAGGAGCUAAAGCUAGGGUCCCAACAGCAAGGCAUGAAUUGCCAGGAGUUCACUUCAGGAUGGCAAGAUGUGAAACCAGUGACAUUAGGACCAACGUCAACUAGGAUGUUCUUACAAGGACCCAAACUGACCAGUGUCAAAUUUUCAAAUAUGUCUCCAGAGUCACAGCCACAAGGUAUGAAACUUUUCACGUUUACUUCACAGCCAAAGUUGCAAGGUGUAAAACACGUGAAAUUGUCUUCAGUGUCUUUGCAACCAACUGUGAAGUCUAUGACGUUACCACCAAAGUUACUGCCUCAAAAAAUGAAAUCUGGGGCCAGAACUCCAAAAGCAAGUGAUCAAACCACAGAAUCCUCUGAAAUCCCUAGAUCAUGGCCUCUAUUUGUAGGACACACAGAGACAAUCCCAAAGCCCAGGUACCAAGUCCUUCAGUAUAGUAGUUUGAAUUCAAUACCAAUUUAUCAAGCCCCAGAUAUGACACAAACAUUGGCAGAUAAAGUUCCAGAAACACUGAAGAAAACUGCGGGGUUGACCCCAUUGACAACAUGUAAAGGCACAGAAUCUUCAGGAAUACCUCUGAAACUAGAUGUUCAAGUACCAGAAUUUAUUGUCAUGACAUCAAGGUUAGGACAUCAAGUUUCUGAACCUCUAUUGACUUGUGAGAAACCUAUGAAAUUAACCUCUAAGUCACAGCAUCAUGUGGGAUCUUCAGGAGUAGCAUUAGGGUUAAGACAUCAAUGCCUGGAAUCUUUAAGUGUGACCUCUAAGCUGCAAACGGAGGAAUCUUUCAAGUUGCACUCAAAGCAAACAAAUCAAACUGUAGGACAUAGAGAAUCUGUAGAACUCAGCUCUAAGACAUGGCAGCAAGAAAAUGUAUCUGUUAGACUAAAACCACCACAGAAUCAAAGUAUGAAAAAUUCAGAAACAGCCCUAGCAGGACCACUGGGUCAAGUUAUAAAAUGUAUGAGAAUCAAUUCAAAGCCACUAGAUCAAGUCACAGCAAGGGCACAGCUUCAAGUAGGUUGCUCAGUAGAGGUCACCCCAGUAGCUCCUUCUGUGAAAGUGAUUCCUGGGCCACGACUUCAAGUUGUGAAGUCUGUGACACUACCAAGGCCAACCCUGCAGAAGGCAGAAUAUGUUAAGUUCAUUCCAAAACCACAAGAGGUGACACCUUCAGAGUUUGCUUCAGGUCUUAGGUUACAAAAUGUGAAAUCGAAGGAAUUCAUCACGGAGCCAACACACCAAAUUUUGGAAGCGAUGGCACUGACAGGAUGUCAAAUAAUAAAGACUGUGUUAAUCCCAGGACCACUGCCUCAGAUUGUAAAAUCAGAGGAAUUAGCACCAAGACCAAUUCCUCAGGUAGUAGAAACGACAAGAGCUGCCAUAGGAUCCGGGAAUGAAGUAAUGGAUUGUUUAAGUGGACUCCCAAAGCCACACCUUCAAAAACUGGGAAAACCUAUGGAAUUAACUCCAAGGCCAAAUACCCAAGUGAAAUCUGCAGAAAUAACCUCACAGCAAACAUCAUAUAAAGAACCUAUAGUAUUUAUUCAGGAGCAAAGGCUUCAGGUUGUAAAAUCCACAGGGACAAAAACAGAGCCUCCUAACAUAAUAGACGCCGAGGAUCUGAACCCAGGACAGGUAUGCCAGAAUAACUCAGAGGAGUUAACAUCAGAAGAGUUACAAGAAGGGAAUUCUUUCUCUAGGAUUCUACACAGCCCUUCAAUUUCACUCAUUUCAAGUUCUGUCCAAAUCUCUGAAUUAGGAAGCCUUCGGGACUUGGGGAUACCGGAAGUAUCCAGAGAUUUGGAUAUGAAAAACCUUGGGAUAGAUAUUACAACAAAGUCUUCAGCCCUUCCUUUGGCCCUUCAUAAUCAGCCCUUUGACAAAACAGCAAACACCAUGGAAACUCUUCAUCUUGAGAUCUGGAAAGAAGAUGUAACAUCUAAGAGAACUAAGAGUAAGCAUAUGAAUAAGUUAGAGCACUUGCUUCACAGCCAUUUUCAAUAUCCACCACAAAGCCGGAGAUCAUCUGCUGAGACCUUUCAAGAAGGAUCGGGGACUCAGAGAGGUUCUCUCCGUUCUUUCCUGGGCAGACAAAAGAAUGUCUGGGAGAGUCAUGCCUGUAGACAACGAUUACCUAGGAAAUAUCUCUCCGGUAUGUUAAUGCUCGGCAAUGUCUUGGGGACAACUAUGGAGAGGAAGCUUUGUUCUCAAACAUCUUUAGGAGAAAGAGCAACAACGAAUAUCUGUACAUCUAUUCAAAAUUUAUUUGGUGUUCCAGCUGAACUGAUGGAAUUUUCCAGGAGAUGGCUAGAAAAGGGUCCAAGAAUUACUUCACAGCCUUCGGUAGUCAAAAACUAUAUUCAGAGACAUACACUAUGCCAUCAUCCUGAGAAAAGAAUGGCUUUAAGGAUGUGGACACGUGGCUCCAUAUCUUCCAUAAUACGGCAAUACUCAGGGAGUAGACUUGGAAUAAAGAAAACAAAGUCAAAGCUCAGUGACAUAUCACAGGAGUUCACUCAGCACAUACCUCUCUCAUGUGCAAGGAGUCAGCUUCCUGUCCCAGUGAAGUCAGAAUCUUCAUUUGGGAUAUUUUAUCAUGGGGAAGAUCCUGCUCCCAUAGUUAAGGGUGAAAACUCACAGGCAAGGAUUUUUGAGUCCCAACUUUCCCUCAAGACAAGUUAUUUUUCCCAGACCAAGCUGGACAUCUCCGAACAGUUCAAUUUGCUACAAGAGCUACAGCUAAAAAUUGCAGCAAAACUCUUAAGGAGUCAAAUCCCUCCCAACGUGCCUCCACCUCUAGCUUCAGGUCUUGUCUUAAAGUACCCCAUUUGCCUACAGUGUGGACGGUGUUCAGGAUUUAAUUGCUGUCAUAAAUUUCAGGCUGCUUUGGGGCCUUAUUUGCUUAUCUAUCCUCAGCUCCACCUUGUGAGCACUCCUGAGGGCCGUGGUGAGAUUCGGUUGCAUCUCGGCUUUAGGUUGCGAACUGGGAAAAGACCGAAGUUGUCAAAAUAUCGUGGAAGAGACAGAUCUGUCAUACCAAGGAAGUCUAAAUUGCCAUCACAAAGGAAAGGUAAAAUCUACACUCCAGCUUCCAAAAGCCCCACUCCCACCAGAGAUCUCAGAUCUGGAUCUUCCCAGUCUCCUCCUCCUGUACAAGUCCAUGUCAGGCAAAGGCAACGGGGCAUGCCCAACUUAGCUGGAGAGUCAAGAGUGCGUAGGAAGAGUGAAUUCCCUCCAGUUCACACCCUACUUGAGACUGACUCUGAGAGUAACCGGAUUAAAAAAUGGAAUAGAGUAAGAACCACAAAGACCCCUGAAUCAAAACAUACAUUAAAGAGAGACACAAAGUUCUACACCAAGAGUCCCUCAAGAGAAUUACCAGCCCAUUCGAGGAGGAAGAUGGGAGCAGCUCAGACAAGUUCUGCUUCUUUAAAAAGACAACCUAGUUCAUCUUCCCAGCCUAAGUUCCUGCAACUGAUUUUUCAGGGUGUAAGGCAGGCAUUUCAAACAGCACAUAGAAUCAUAGCCUUGGUUGGACAGAAAUCUGAGGACAGGACAAGGCCAGAUAAUUUGCAUUCAGGCAAAAAGUACCAUGCAAAACAAAGAUCCAGGGAUUAUUACUUAGCAAGAGAUAGCAGAAGAACUAGGAGGCGGGGUGAUAAGCAAAGACCAACCACUCCAACCACUAAGCAGAAGGACAUAGUGCCUUCAGGAGUGACAGAUGAAUGCAGAUCAGCUCAACAGCUAGAAAGCGUCAACUCCUGCCAGACACUUAGAUCUCUCCAACAUCUUGAGCCCUCUAUCCUCCAAACAGAUACCACUUUCCAAACCACCUCGAACAUACAGCUUUUGGGCACAGUGCAAAAUGACAGCAGCAGGAGAGCAAAGAGAAACCGUGACCAAGACGAAGUCUCCAGCCAAGAGUCUAAGAACUUUCCCAGAGCAGCAGCCAGAUUUCAAGCCCAAGGGACAAUGGUAACCCAUUCCCUUUCCAAGAGAACCUUGAAAAGUUACCUUGUAGAGAAAGACACCCAGGAGAGAGCGCCAUGGGAUGCCUCUCAGAGGAACCAGCUCAGCCCCUCUGAGAGAACUCUUCGCCAUCUCUCUCAGAGGGGCCACGGCGUUCCCUCCGGCAGAAACCACCUCAGCCCCUCUGAGAGAACCCUCCGCAAUCUGUCUGAGAGAAGACAGCGAAGUUCCUCCGAGAGGAGACGCCAUAGGUCUUCUCAGCGGAGCCAGGCCAGCCCCUCUGAGAGAAGACAUCGAAGUUCCUCAGGGAAGAGGCAAUGGAGACGCUGGGAGCGAGGUCACUCCAGGUCUUCGAAGAGCCACUCCAAUCCCCCAGAGAGGAGACGUCACCGAGUCUCAGAAAGGAGCCACCUCAGUCCCUCUGAGAGGAGAUGGCCAAGUCCUUCCGACAAGAGCCAUGGCAGCCUCUCUGAGAGAGGAGGACACAGCUCCUCCGGGAGAUCCCAUCCCAGUCCCUGGGGGCCGAGGCCCUCGCCCAGAAGCCACCGCAGUCGGGCUGAGAGGAGGACUCCUAGUCCCUCCAGGAGAAGCCGCCACAGCCACUCUGAGAGCAGUCCACCCAGUCAACCAGAGAGGAGCCAACACCGCCAUGCGGAGAGGACCCAUUCCAGUCCCCCGAGAGAGAGACUCAAGCACGGUUCCCCUAAGGAGAGGUCCACACAUAGUUACCCAAACCUAUCUCCGAGGGACACACCGAAACAUCACAAAGCGUGGCAAAUCUGGAGGCCCGGAACUAGCAGGUGA
Molecule: messenger RNA, 15267 nt
Organism: Dipodomys ordii (Ord's kangaroo rat)
Lineage: Eukaryota; Metazoa; Chordata; Mammalia; Rodentia; Heteromyidae
Gene: Spata31h1
Product: chromosome unknown open reading frame, human C2orf16
Exons: 2
Coding region: 1-15267 (5088 amino acids)
Source: RefSeq, a predicted model, not a curated record